Messenger RNA from Apis mellifera (honey bee), 5403 nucleotides. Its product is annotated as alkaline phosphatase. Gene Ontology annotation, biological process: dephosphorylation. NCBI's taxonomy places the organism in Eukaryota, Metazoa, Arthropoda, Insecta, Hymenoptera, Apidae. Gene Ontology annotation, molecular function: alkaline phosphatase activity. The record is from RefSeq and is a predicted model, not a curated record. Bases 1640 to 3385 code for a protein of 581 amino acids. The transcript has 9 exons.
UCAGUGUGCCACGGCGCAACCGGACAGGCGUUUCGUGAUGGGGGUGGCUGGAGGCGCCUAACGGUAGCUGAGUCGCAUGAUCCCUUCAUUCGGGUUCGCACGGCUACCGUCGUCUACUCUCGGUUCUCCGUGUUUCGAAGAAUUUAUCGAAACGGUCGUACCACUGCGCUCGCAUUCGUCUACGCGAGUUUCACUCGUUUUCGCGCGUGCAAUUGUACCUUUCUUCCUCGAGUUUCUUUGUUUCGUCACUUUUAGCAUUCCGUUUCCGUGCGUUCCUCAUUUUCGUUCACGCGCUUCACGAUGACGUUCGACUAUUAUUUAAUGUAUUUGUUCUCGAUAAUAAUUGCGUAUCGUUUAUUCGAAAAUUCUCGAGGAAAAUUUAUCUUUGUACGUGUAUAAUUUUGUUUAUUCGAUAUUCGAUGAAAAAUGAACGUAAGUGAUUGAAUAGUGUUUGUAGUGAUUCUGUCAAUAUUUUUCUGGAACGAAGUGUAUUACUGAUCACGUGUCAAUUUUCGUAAUCUCGCAACGAAUUUUUAAUUGAUAAAUUCUGUAUUUUAAAAAUGUUUAAAAAAUAUAUAUAAUUUUUAUUUUAUAUAAUAAUUUUGAUCAACGAAACGAAUAUAUAUAAACGAAUGUAAAAUUGAAAAAGGAAAAAGAAUUUGGUGUCUAAUAGUUCAUCAACGAUUCCGGUGGUUUGCUAGUUCCAUUAGUUUUCCCGCGAUUUUCGUAGUUAGCAUCAUGGACGCGUCCCUCGUGCAUUUUUUAAGAGUGUGAACUGUGAGUGGAAAUAAUUAUUAAAACAUGAACACGUGAGAUACCUUUGGAAAUUAAACAUUUAAUAAAAGCAAUUGUACUGGCAGCUAGAUUUUAAGUAAAUAGAGACUUUGAGUGCAUUUAUCGAAUCAAAAGCUUUGAUCUUGUGUGUAAAAUUCUGUAAUCACCAAUGAUACAUCGGAAAAAAAAUUCAAUGUGACUAUGUCGCUUCUAUUGAAUAGAAUUCGAUUCUAUGAUAGAUGAUAUCGUGUAAAUCAGUGAAUAAAUGAAGAAUGACAUAAAUCGUGUGGACUGAUCGCGAGUGAAUAUCGUAAAUGUUACCAAUGCGAACCAAUAUUCAAUGUGAUUGAAGUGACGUAAUGUACGUUUAACAUAACCUGUAUAUCAACACCGUAACUGAACGUUGUCUUUAAACAAGAUACGUGUAAUCGAUGCUACGAACGUAUAAUCAUCGAAUCGAAAUUUAAUAAAAUAUUCUUAAAUUUCGCGAUAAAUGUUCAAAAUGUUUGAUUCAUUAGGACCGACUGGUUCUUUGAUUAGACGAGACAAUCCCAGCAACUUGAAACCAAUUAAGAGUUUGAAACCACUUUCUUGAGAGAAUCUACUAAUUAAAGCGGGUCAUUUGAUAUUUUACUGUAAAAUCGGUUAAUGUCGCCAUGCUGGAGAGAUCGAAAUAGUUUAUACGUUUAUACGUUUGAGUGGUGUUUGCGUUCGGAUAUACGGCUACAGAUCGGAAGAACAGCCAGGAAUCGACGAGUCGUUUUUUUCACGACUGACGUUUACUUGGCACAGGAAUAUUCGUCGAAAGAGGGAAUGAAGGGCCAUCCAGACAGCACGUAGGGACUGGCCCUUCUCGUUUUCGGAGAUGUGGCGCUAUCUACAAUACAUUAUCUUCGGGCUUACCGUCGUCCUGCUGACGAUUCAUGAGAUAGUCUUUGUGCAAGCUGGUGAACAAGAGAGGGUGGCAUGGUACGAGGGUGCGACACGCGCGAUCGAAGGGCGUAUUCGCGCGUCGGCGGCGACUUGGAGCGCGCCACCGGCGGGCGGCGUGGCGAGGGGCGUCGUUCUCUUCGUCGGCGACGGAAUGGGGAUGAGCACUCUCACGGCAGCGAGGAUCCUCUCGGGUCAACGUCGUGGGAACACGGGCGAGGAAGCGCAACUCGCGUGGGACAGCUUUCCAGCCGUGGCACUGGCAAGGACUUACAACAUGGAUGCCCAAGUCGGAGAGUCGUCAGCAUGCGCGACGGCAUUACUCUGCGGGGUUAAAGCCAAUUACGAGACUGUUGGCCUGGACUCCUCUGCACGCUUCGAGAACUGCUAUUCCAGUUUUGAUGCCCGUGUACCGUCCCUUAUCAAUUGGGCGCAGGAGCAGGGCAAAUCGACAGGAUUGGUCACGACGACGAGGGUGACGCACGCGACACCGGCGGCCCUUUACGCCCACGCGGCCAGCCGUUACUGGGAGGACGACGGCAAAGUGCCACCUGCUGCACGAACAUCGUGCAAGGACAUCGCGCGCCAGCUGCUCGAGGAUGAGCCAGGCCGUAACAUCAACGUGAUACUCGGCGGAGGUAGACGACAUUUCGUGUCGAAAGUGACCCAGGAUCCGGAGGAGCCGGAUAAGGAAGGGAGACGAUUGGACGGGAGGAACCUGAUCGAAGAAUGGUCGAGGAACCAUCGGUUGCGGAACGUGGCCGCGAAAUACGUGGCUAACAAGGAGCAGUUCGAGAGCGUCGAUCCACGGAAAGUGAACCAUCUGUUGGGGUUGUUCUCCUAUUCCCAUAUGGACUUCGACGUUGAUCGAAACACGAACGGAAGCGGUGACCCGUCACUGGCCGAAAUGACGAUAAAGGCGCUUCGUAUACUGGCCAAAAAUCCCGAAGGAUAUUUCCUUUUCGUGGAAGGUGGCAGAAUCGAUCACGCGCAUCACUAUAACAAUGCUUAUCGAGCGUUGGACGAAACAUUGGCUUUGGAGGAAGCUGUGAGGGCGGUGAUGAAGGAAGUGGACUUGUCAGAGACGCUUCUCGUCGUGACGGCGGAUCACUCGCACGUACUCACGCUUGGUGGUUUAGCAACGCAUCGUGGGAAUCCUAUAUUUGGUUCCGACAGCAAGAUGUCCGAUGUUGAUGGACAACCGUAUACAACGUUAUUGUACAGCAACGGACCCGGAUACACGCAGCCAAGGAAUAUUUUACGAGAGGCUGGCAAGGAUUCCAUUCAGACUGCGGGCGUUCCCCGUGCAUGGGCGACGCACGGCGGCGAGGACGUGCCAGUGUUCGCGAUCGGCCCCCUGGCCAACGUCUUGUUCUCCGGGAGCAUCGACCAGAGCUACAUACCUCACGCGAUCUCGUACGCCUCCUGCCUGGGCCAGCACGCGACCCGUUGCUCCCGGGACCCGGCAUCCAGCAACGACACGAUCAACGUCCCGAUAAGCUGUCCCUCGGCGGAGCCGAACAGCGCCGCGAUAUCCAGCGACGUGAUGAACGACCAGGCCAGAAAUCCACCCGCCAAAUCCGCCGCGUCCACCCUCCUCCUCCUCGCGCCGGCCGCUCCUCUCCUACCCCUCGUCCUUGCCGCUCUACCAUCCCCCUCUACCCUCCGGGGGACGAGUUAAUGCCCGUCGGAUCCUCUUCCGGUCGAUGCUUCCGACCCUCUCUCUCCCUCCCCUUUAAUCCGGUCGGAGGACGAGACAACAGGUGAUCCAACGACUUCGUUAUUCGGGAUUAACGGCAUCGGACGCGGGAGAGAUUCGAAGGAAGGGAUGUGGAAUCGAGUCGUCCGGAUGAGGGUUAAUAAACGGACGAAGCUCUGUUAAUUCUUCCCUUGGCGGGGGAAGCGAAACGGUGUACAAAACGAGCCUCUGCCAGAGGGUAUUCGCCAAGAAAUUCGAAUUUCCGCACGCGCGUGAAUAAUUGAUCCGAUAUAUCCUCCGGCGCCUCCUUCUCUCCUCCUCGAUCGAGAGUAUACGCCUCCCCUGGAACCUGUUUCGUAAAAUCUAGGUGUACGAUUAAUGCACGACAAGGGGGAGGUUGUCUCUUAUCAAGGCCUUGAACGUGGAUUAAUCCCUUAUUAACCGUGUAGAAACGGAGAGAGAGAGAGAGGUGGGUAUCGGAUGGAAAGCGAAGUAAUUUGCUAGUGGAGCGAGGCAUGUCGAAAAAGUUCUUUCUCGGAAUCUAUGGAGUCCAUCCACUUGAACGAGAGAGAAAGAGAGAAAGAGAGAGUUAAUGACGGUUCUUGCCUAAUUUCGCGAAGAAUUUUAGGCGCAAGAGGGUGGAAAGCGGUUGACGAGGGACAAUUUGCGACGAUAAUGACUAUCCCAAGGCGGCUCGGUGAACUUUUACCGACUUUCAAAGCUUUAGCAGAAUCUAAAUGGGGUUUACAAGUGCUACGUGACGAGGAUACUUGAUCCGGGACCCACCAACGAUUAUCCGAUAGACUCGAUUCGAGGGAGAGGAGAAGAAUCCAGUCCAAGCGUUUCUUUCUGAAAUUUUUCUGAAAAUUUGUAGUUUCGUUGUAAGUUUGAAAUAUGAUGAAAGGGAUGAUGUUCGAAAAUUGGUGAAAUAAUGGCGACGUCGAUCGUUCCUUCGAAUUUACGACGAUUUUAAUUUAAAACAACGACGAAGAUGAAUAGAAUGGGGUUCGAAAAACGGAUAUUUCCACCAGGGAAAUAAAUUCUUCCGUUAGUUUUCCGUUAUUUCCCUUUUUUUAUUUCUUGUUUUCUAAUUUCAAUUCGUCCCAUCGAAACGGAAUAUCCAUCUCUAUUUACGCUCUCGUGGCAAUUUGCUGGAGAACGAAUCGAUUGUAAAUUUGUACGAUAGAAAUAAAAGUAUUUGAUCGGCAACGAUAUCCACUGAUGAUGUAUAAUUCCAUCGAAUAUAUCGAGAUUAUUACGACUUGUAAGCCCGUUUCCACUUCAUCGAAACGACUGUGCAUGCGUUUAAUCACUGAAACUCGAGGAAACGUUUCAACAUCCUUGAUCAACCGGUUUCGUUUGACUUUUCGAAAUAAAUCUCGGCCGCGAAUUAACGUAUUAUAUUAAUACGGAUGAGUUGGAACGCUGGAAUAAGGAUAAAAUGCAAAUAACCGUUAUAUGACCGUUUCCAUUAGUACUGGAAGGGAAAUUUUGAGAUUCGAAAAACGGGCGAGAAUCGGGGGCAGGGCUCUUAAGAAAAAUCAGCGUUUAAUUCAAAUUUAUGAUAAUCGGGUCUGUGAUAGUCGAGUUUAAUAACGAUCAACCCCCUAGGAAUUUUCAAGGAAACAUCUGGAUUUCCUUUUAUUUUUUUUUCCUUUUUUUUUUUUUUUUCCAUUCUCGACGGGGAAUGUCGAUCAAAGUAGUGAUUAGAAGGAUCGCGAUAAAAGUGGGGAUCAAGGGAGUCCGGGUAAAGAUUCCCGAUCGAUCAGAGGUGACACAAACGACCUUUUUACGAGCGAACGAAAUCAGAUUCACUUUGAUCCUGCGGAUUACUAUCCGCAUUGAAAAGGAGAUUCUCGAGGCGUUCGAGGAGCAUCUUGAUUUCGAGAUCGAGCCUUUUUCAAAUUGCCUUUGUCGAUUGCCUGGCGCUUAUUCCUCUUUAAUAAGCUAUCGUUUAAGCUGUAAAAUUAAAAGAAAAAAAAAAAAAAAAGAAAAAAACC